Molecule: messenger RNA, 1062 nt
Organism: Spirodela intermedia
Lineage: Eukaryota; Viridiplantae; Streptophyta; Magnoliopsida; Alismatales; Araceae
Source: the annotation of a GenBank genome assembly
AUGGCAGCAGUCGAGGCAGGUCAAGUGACCCGUGAUAUCCUUCUGAAGCCCUACUGUUCGCCUUCCUCCCCACCUCAUGUUCUUCACAACGCUGAGUUCCGCCUCACGCCUUUCGACAUAGCCAACUACAACUGCCGUGUCCCCAUCCUCUACGCCUUCCGGCCGCCGAUGCCCGAUAAUGCCGCCCUGCGGGAGGGACUCACCCGAGCCCUCGCUUACUUCCCUCACCUUAUCGGAAGGUUCCACUCUGAGCAGUACGGAUAUCCAAAAGUCGUUCAAAACGACGCUGGCAUCCGCCUCAAGGAGGCCAUUGCACCGUCCACACUGGAGGAACACCUCCCCUUCGAUCCCUCCGCGAGCUUUCUAACAUUGCAUCCACAUCCAGCUGAGGGGGUGGAGGUGCUCCUCCAGGUACAACUCACCCGCUUCUACUGCGGCGGUCUCACUCUGGGUCUCACCUCCCACCACCGCAUAGGUGACGGCUCCUCCAUUUGCCAUUUCCUCUUCACCUGGGCCAAACUGGUGCAGGGCCGCGAUGUCGGGACUCUCCCUUUCUUCGGCUGGAGCUCAGUCUUUGCUCCUAGGAACCCGGCUAGGGUGGAGUUUGACCACCUCAGAGCCGAGUUCAGGCCCAAGAGUGGAGCCACCAGGUCUCGGGGGAACGUCGGAGCUAACCUGUCCAAGAUGUGUAACCAAUCCUUCCACUUCUCCAAGGAGUUCAUCGGCAAGCUCAAAGGCAGAGUGAAUGGUGGCGAUCCAAGCCAACGAGUGAGCACGUUCUUGAGCGUCUUCACGCACAUUUGGAAGAAGACGACCCUGAUGGUGUUAAGCCCAGUCAAAUAAAGUGCGCGUAAAGAUCGCCGGAAAUGGAGAUGCUCAGACCUAUUCUCCGGUGACUACUGUUUUAAGAUCUUUACUGUUUUUCUUCAAGUAUUUAUUUUGGUUUAAUCCUGACCAUCCAUCUCAAUCGAGUUAUAAUGGCUGAGAUAAGAGCUACGUGGGAACGUGGGUCCCAAGAAUUGUAAGUGCCUUAACCGACCAUUACAUUUCUCUCUUCUAUAA